Messenger RNA from Peronospora farinosa, 1077 nucleotides. NCBI's taxonomy places the organism in Eukaryota, Oomycota, Peronosporomycetes, Peronosporales, Peronosporaceae. The record is from the annotation of a GenBank genome assembly.
AUGGAGCUUCUCAACAAGAUCUGUCUCUUUGGCGCGCGUCAUUGCUUCUACACGCAAUCAGCAGCGGCCGGAGCGGCGUAUUGCUAUGCGGCUGUACUAGCUUAUACACUAUCAGUGAGUAUUCAACGUGCUCGACUGGGUGAGCACGGUCAUGCAACGCAUUUACUGCCGGUCAAGCGCAUGCGCUGGUUCCCAACUUUUCUUAGUUUUGCGUACUUUUCACGCAUCACGUGGCUCGUAUUGAACAAUAUGCACAUGUUUCAAUGGGUUGAAGGAUCUGAAUCUCAGUUUCACUAUGAGCACAUGGUGUUUGUUACGCCGUUGUUGCCCACAGACAUUGACAUUUACGUCCUUGGCGUCACAUCCUUUGGAAAAUUAGCGACGCUGCUUUAUUUCUCGGCCUUUACACUAUUGCUUCGAUUCUGGGAAGAUGUAAGGGCUCAAGCACGACGAGCAGAGAAGCCACUGGCUAGAGUAGCUGCAAACCAGUCAGUUAUUGCAGAGUAUACGCGUGGGGCAGGAGCGCAACGCUCUGGUCGAUCACGCAAGCUCUUUCUUGUGGCCAAUGUCUGGAUUUAUCUCGUAGAGUGUGCUCUGCUCGUGCUCAAGACACUCUUCCCGCGGGAGAAAAUGGUACUUUUUCAGAUGGAGUACGGCUUUAUGGCCUUGUGCUUUUUCCUACUGGCCGUCGUGUUGGCCAGGUGUGCACUGCAAUUGCGUGCGGUGCUGCUCAAGAUCGAGUUCUCCUCCUUGGCCGCGACGAUUGCGACAAGAUUGUCACUCAUUGGUGCCGUAUCUUCACUUCUUUUCUUCUAUCGCAGCUUGUUGCUGCUUUUUUCCAUGCCAGCAAUUAAUGUCUUCGAUCAUCACGUGUCAAACCCGUGGUUAUUCUACGCCAUUCCAGAGCUCAUUCCAGGGGCGUUGGUCAUCUAUAUGAUGAACGUCAAGAGACAACACCAAUCUACUCCUCUGGCGUGGGGCAUUACAAAGUCCGACGAGCAGACGCCGCUACUGCACGAGCUAAAAAGACUGUCCAACGACCUGCCACAGUUCCGUGGCCAGGAACUGCACAUUUAA